Closterium sp. NIES-65 is the source of this 591-nucleotide messenger RNA. The record is from the annotation of a GenBank genome assembly. NCBI's taxonomy places the organism in Eukaryota, Viridiplantae, Streptophyta, Zygnematophyceae, Desmidiales, Closteriaceae.
AUGCAACACUACCUUGAGCCGAUUGUGCAACGAUCCAUACUCACCAUGUACACUGCAGUGCUGAUCCCUAUCAAAUACCUGGCAUCUGGAAUAUCGUACGUAGACAUCUCGUACCUGUUCGGCAUCUCCAAAACUCUCUGCCACGAGGUGGUCGACGUGUUCCUCUCGCACUUCCCCUCCGUCUUCAAGGCCGCCUGGGUGCGGUUCCCCACCCGUGAAGAGCUUCCAGAGAUGGCGCGGGAGUUUGCAGCCGUCAAGGGUGUACCUGCUGUGGUGGGUGCUGUGGACGGCACUCACAUACACAUGAAGGGGAUGGAGGGGCACAGGACAGAAUACUGGACAAGGAAAUCCGCAUAUGCUGAGUCUGCAUUACUUGAGCGGUUACAGAACGGGGACAUAGCCCCAUACCAGAUCGUUGGCGAUGCGGCCUACCCACUACGGGAGUACUGCCUAACACCCCUGCAUGCCCCACGAGGAGAGGACCUCAUGGACGACUGGGCACAAACUUUCAACUACUGCCAAAGCGCCACACGCAUGGCCGUCGAGAGAUGCAUUGGCGCGUUCAAGGGGAGAUGGCGCAUCUUCGGCUAG